CUUCCUCCCCCCCCCCCCCCCCCACCACACUCCAAACCCUAACCCUGAUUCAAAAAUUGCGCCUCUCAACUUCUCAAUGUUCUCCACCCCAUUUGUUCUCUCCUUUUCUCUCCUCCUUUCCCUCCCAAUUCUCUUCCUCCUGGCCCCCCGUAUCUUCUCCCCUCACUCUUCUCUCCCGCCGAUUCCUCUCCCCGACGAACUCGACGACCUCUCUCUCUUCAAUCGCGCUGCCUCUUCCUCCUCUCUUUCCCGCUCUCAUUUGUCCUCUUCUAACCCUAAACUCAAGAUCGCUUUUCUUUUCCUCACCAACUCUGACCUCCAUUUCUCCCCUCUCUGGAACCGUUUCUUUAAGAAAUCUAACAAAAAUCUUUACAACAUUUACAUCCACGCCGAUCCUUCUGUUAAUAUCACUUCUCCAUCGGGUGUCUUUGCCGAUAAAUUUAUUAGUUCUAAACGCACUUACCGCGCGUCGCCUACACUCGUCUCCGCCGCGCGUCGGCUUCUCGCUACUGCCAUCCUCGACGACCCGGCCAACGCGUUCUUCGCGCUCGUCUCGCAGCACUGCAUCCCUCUGCAUUCGUUUCGGUAUGUUUACAACUCGCUGUUCACUUCUAGAACCUUUGAUUACUCGUCGUCGCCUGAGUCAACCACCGCGUUCGGAGUCCGAAUUCGGUACAAGAGUUUUAUCGAGAUAAUCUCGAAAGAUCCACGGUUAUGGAAGCGGUACAUUGCGCGUGGGCGGUACGCGAUGACGCCGGAAGUGCCGUUCGAUCGGUUUAGGGUUGGAUCUCAGUUUUUUGUUUUGACACGUAAGCACGCGCUUGUGGUAAUUAAAGAUCGGAAGCUUUGGAAGAAAUUUAAGAAACCGUGUUACAGGUCGGAUGAGUGUUAUCCAGAAGAGCAUUAUUUUCCGACUUUGUUAUCAAUGCAGGAUCCGAAUGGGUGUACCCAUUACACGGUCACUCGGGUCAAUUGGACCGGGACCACCAACGGCCACCCAUACACGUACAGGCCCAAUGAAGUAUCACCGCAGCUUAUUCAUCAGUUGAGGGAGUCGAAUCAUUCGGAGUCUUACUUGUUUGCGAGAAAAUUCUCGCCGGAUUGUUUGAGACCGUUGAUGAAAAUUGCAGAUCCAGUCAUUUUCAGGGACUGAUCAAGAUCAAGAGUUGUUCCUGAUGCAACUACCUAGAAAUGAUGUAUUGGUGUCCUCUUCUUGGGGUGUUUUAUUAAAGCGUUGUUGUGGGUGGUGGAGAUUGUAAAGAGUAGGUGGUGCUUUCAGCUAGUCGUCAUGAUUUUUUGAGGUUUAUCACAGCACACCGAAGUUGAAUUCAAGAAUUGUGAGCGAAUUUUCAGUAUUUAAUUGAACCUUUUUCUUUAUAAAUGUAAUUUUUUUUUUUUUUUUUUUUUUAAGAGAUUUUGUUACCUUGUUGAAUUAAGAAGUUAACUUUAUAGGAGAAGAUUCUUUUCGUAAGUUUGUAUCUUUUUAAUGUUUUCUAAUGGUACGUUUGGUAGUGGUUUUAAAAGUCAGUAGUAAAUGUCAAAAACACUUAUAUAUUUAUAUGAUAUUGUUAUGAAUGGACAAAAGUGUUUUCGAAGAUUGAAAAAUGAUUUGCAGUGCUUUCGUGAAAAGCACUCGAUAGGUGUUCUUCGAAUGAGCUUUACUUUUACAGAAAUAUGUUUACACCCAAACGCUCUCUUUGUGCUCUAUUUUGGGGAAGGCUUUGAAUUUGGUGGGAGUUCAUUGAAUCUGAGAUAGUGAAGAUUAUUUUUUCAAAUGGAAAUUAAAAGCCUUGGUUGGCUUGUGUUAUAAGCAUGUUCCGUUUGUGACCGACACAUCUUUGUUCCUUAAAGAAGUAUCUUUAUUGUCCAAUGCAACAUUUUGUUUUAUCUGGAAUAUUACGCAAUGCAACUAUUAUGCCUAAAGAAAUUGCUUGCUGUGUUUCUUGUUCUUUUGAUGUCAAAUUGGCACCAUGUAUAUUUUUGUUUACCACUUGCAACUUU
Molecule: messenger RNA, 2001 nt
Organism: Pistacia vera
Lineage: Eukaryota; Viridiplantae; Streptophyta; Magnoliopsida; Sapindales; Anacardiaceae
Product: glycosyltransferase BC10
Exons: 2
Coding region: 77-1153 (358 amino acids)
Cellular component (GO): membrane
Molecular function (GO): glycosyltransferase activity
Source: RefSeq, a predicted model, not a curated record